Messenger RNA from Neofelis nebulosa (Clouded leopard), 6858 nucleotides. RefSeq names its product zinc finger and BTB domain containing 7A (gene ZBTB7A). Gene Ontology annotation, biological process: regulation of transcription by RNA polymerase II. The record is from RefSeq and is a predicted model, not a curated record. Bases 487 to 2247 code for a protein of 586 amino acids. The transcript has 3 exons. Gene Ontology annotation, molecular function: RNA polymerase II cis-regulatory region sequence-specific DNA binding; DNA-binding transcription factor activity, RNA polymerase II-specific; protein binding. Lineage: Eukaryota; Metazoa; Chordata; Mammalia; Carnivora; Felidae.
UGAAGCCGGGCUCCCCUCGCCGGGGGCCGGUGGCGGUCCCCGGCUUCCGGCUGCGCGGCCCGCGGGCCGGCCCCCUCCCCGCCCCGGGGCCCCUCCCCGCCUGGUUGUGUAACCGUCCCCAGCCCCCCUCCCCUCGGCCCCCCGCCCCGGUAGGGGGGGGGGUCACCCACCCGGCGCUCCCCGGGGAGGGCGGCGGCCCCAGCGGCCGCGCGGCGCAAGCGAGCCCGGGGAUGCGCGGCCUAGUGCAGGCCGGGCCCGGGCGUGGGGGAGGCGGGCGGGCGGACCCAGAUCCGGGGUAAUUUGCAUCGCCCUCCCCCCAGCCCGGGUGGGGAUUGGCCGCCGGCGGCGGGGGGUGGCGCGGGGCCAGGCUCACUGCCGCCUCCCGGCCCCUCGGAGGGAGCCAGCCCAGCCGCAGCCGCCGCCACCGCCGCCGCCGGGGCCGGGCCCCCUCGCCGCUGCCCCGGGAAGGAGGUCUCGGCGCGGAAGAUGGCCGGCGGUGUGGACGGCCCCAUCGGGAUCCCGUUCCCUGACCACAGCAGCGACAUCCUGAGCGGACUCAACGAGCAGCGGACGCAGGGCCUGCUGUGCGACGUGGUGAUCCUGGUGGAGGGCCGGGAGUUCCCCACGCACCGCUCGGUGCUGGCGGCCUGCAGCCAGUACUUCAAGAAGCUGUUCACGUCGGGCGCCGUGGUGGACCAGCAGAACGUGUACGAGAUCGACUUCGUCAGCGCCGAGGCCCUCACGGCCCUCAUGGACUUCGCCUACACGGCCACGCUCACCGUCAGCACGGCCAACGUGGGCGACAUCCUCAGCGCCGCCCGCCUGCUGGAGAUCCCCGCCGUGAGCCACGUCUGCGCCGACCUCCUCGACCGGCAGAUCCUGGCGGCCGACGCGGGCGCCGACGCCGGGCAGCUGGACCUCGUGGAUCAGACCGACCAGCGGAACCUCCUCCGGGCCAAGGAGUACCUCGAGUUCUUCCAGAGCAACCCCAUGAACAGCCUGCCCCCCACCUCCGCCUUCCCCUGGUCUGCUUUCGGCACGUCCGACGAGGACUUGGACGCCACCAAGGAGGCCGUGGCCGCGGCCGUGGCCGCCGUGGCCGCCGGCGACUGCAACGGCUUGGACUUCUACGGGCCGGGGCCGCCGGCCGAGCGGCCCUCGGCCGGGGACGCAGACGAGGGCGACAGCAACCCGGGCCUGUGGCCGGAGCGGGACGAGGACGCCCCUGCCGGGGGCCUCUUCCCGCCGCCCGUGGCCCCGCCGGCCACCGCCACGCAGAACGGCCACUACGGCCGGGGUGGGGAGGAGGAAGCGGCCUCGCUGUCGGAGGCGGCCCCCGAGCCGGGCGACUCUCCGGGCUUCCUGUCGGGCGCGGCCGAGGAUGGGGACGGGGACGGGCCCGACGCGGAUGGGCUGGCGGCCAGCACGCUGCUGCAGCAGAUGAUGUCAUCGGUGGGCCGGGCGGGGGCGGCGGCGGCGGCGGCGGCGGGGGACAGCGACGACGAGUCGCGGGCGGACGACAAGGGCGUCGUGGACUACUACCUGAAGUACUUCAGCGGCGCCCACGACGGGGAUGUUUACCCGGCCUGGUCGCAGAAGGUGGAAAAGAAGAUCCGGGCCAAGGCCUUCCAGAAGUGCCCCAUCUGCGAGAAGGUCAUCCAGGGCGCCGGCAAGCUGCCGCGGCACAUCCGGACCCACACCGGAGAGAAGCCCUAUGAGUGCAACAUCUGCAAAGUCCGAUUCACCAGGCAGGACAAGCUCAAGGUGCACAUGAGGAAGCACACGGGCGAGAAGCCGUACCUGUGCCAGCAGUGCGGGGCGGCCUUCGCGCACAACUACGACCUGAAGAACCACAUGCGCGUGCACACCGGCCUGCGCCCCUACCAGUGUGACAGUUGCUGCAAGACCUUCGUGCGCUCCGACCACCUGCACAGACACCUCAAGAAGGACGGCUGCAACGGCGUCCCCUCGCGCCGCGGCCGCAAGCCCCGCGUGCGGGGCGGGGCGCUCGGGGGGCCCGACCCCUCCGCGGGGGCCGCCGCCCCGCCCGGCGCCGCGGCCCCGCCCAGCUCCCCCGACGGCCGGCGCAACGGCCAGGAGAAGCACUUUAAGGACGAGGACGAGGACGAGGACGAGGCCGGCGCCGACGGCCCGAGCAGGUUGAAUGUAGCGGGUGCCGGCGGAGGGGGAGGCGACGGGGGCGCCGGGGCCACCGCCGACGGCAGCUUCGCGGCCGGACUUGCCUGAAAACCAAAAAGAGAAAACAGAAACCCGAGAGAGAGAGAGAGAGAGACAGAGAGAGAGAGAGAGAGAGAAAAUCACCCACCACCCCCCCAAAAACACAAAAAAAGAAAAUCUAUCUAUAUACAGAUAUCUAUAUCUAUAUAUAUAUAUACAGAUAUAUAUAUAUGAGGCGCCACAGAAUCUAGGGUAGUGCUUUUCUGAGAUUUUUCUCCUUCAUGAUGUUCUCUCCCUCCGCGGGGACCCUCGGCCCCGCUCCGGCUCCCCGUACCCCCACCCCGCCGACGGGUUUCGGGGCUCGGUUUGGGGUUUUUGGGGGACAUCUAGAUUCUGAGCCCCCCCCCCCCCCGCCCCCGCGGGGCACACCCAGCAUGGGGUCUGGGGUCCCAUCUGAGGCCUGGUCAGGGCCCCAGGCGCCAGGUGGGGGUGAGGGUGGCCGCGGGGGCUGGGGCACUGGGGUGGGCUUUUGUUUUCGUCCCCUCGCUGGUUUCUAUGAGUCUUUCAGACAAGACCUUAAACGAUCUCUGUCCGCUGUGAGUGGACGUUAAAAUGCACCCUGUCCCCACCCCCACCCUCCUUCCUCAGGGCACUUACUAAGUGGGGGUCUCCCCCCCCCCCCCACCUCCCCGCCUCCCCGACGGUCUCCCUGCCUCCCGCUCCUGCCUGUGGUCCUGUACGUGUCCUGGCCGCUGUGACACAAAUCUAUUUAUUUCCAGGCCCGGAGAGGGGAGCCGGGGGAGGGGGCGCCAGGGUGGCUCCCUGGGGGGGGGGGGGGGGGAGGCUGCUGCCGCCUCCCGUCACGGCACUUACACCCUGGCGGACCCCCCCCUCGGACCGCCGCUCAGGGCGCCCCGCCACCCCCCCCCCCAGGCCGUGCUCCCCCACCCAGGCCACCCAGACCCCACGAGACGUUUGGAGAUUCAAAACAUUUUUGUCUUUACCCUCCCCUUAGCCCUCUCCCAAGUUUUUAAAGCACUUUUUAGAUUUUUUUUUUCUUUCCCUCCUUAAAAACAAAAUUUAUAUAUAGAUAUAUAUAGAUAUAUAUAUAUAAAAUAUACUUUCCUCAGAGGAGCAAAGCAACAGUGUGGGGUGGACGAGGCCAGAGCGGAGGGAGCCCAGGGUCUCGAGGUGGCAGGGAGGAGGGGAGAAGAGGCCAGACGUUCUCGUGUCACAAAAGCAAUAAAGACAACAUUUUACAAAAUGAAAGGAAAAAAAAAAAACAAAAAAAACCACAAAAAAACACACACAAAAAAAGACAACCAACCACAAAUAGAAGUCUUGGCACUUUGUAACGGAACGGGUACUACACUUUAUCUUAAUUCUUAAUUUAAAACAAUGUUUACAAGUUGCAACCAACUUCUAUGAAAAGUCGAAAAGACAAAAAAAAAUAAAAAUAAAAAAUAAAAGAGAGCGAGCGAGAGAGAGCGAGCGAGAGAGAGAGCAAAAAGAAAUUCCUAAAAGUCAAUUUAUUUUUGUACAAAAUAAUAAAAAAAAAAACCCACCGCAGACGCAGAAUCCACUUCUGUUCCCCGAGGUGACAGGGGUCAGGAAGGCACGGGGGCGAGGUCUUCUGAGGUAUUCGUGCUUUGACCCGGGGGCCUUGCCUUGCAGGCAGGACCGUGGGGUUUUUUUGUGUUUCUGCCGUGUCCCCACCCCCCUCCCAUUCUGUCCCGUUUUGGUUCUGAUUCGGAGGUGUCUCAUCACCUGCCAGCCAUACGAUGGCCACCCGUGUCUGCGGGGACCCUCCUUACUGACUCCCCAGCUCAGGGAUGGGCCCGAGAGAGGGCUGGCCUUCCAACCAGCUACAGCAAUCCAGUCCCCCCCCCCCCCGCCCCCUGCCCUCGCCCCUCGCCCACUUUGGGGCUCCCCGCCCUCCAGCAUGGCCGCCCUUCCUUGUGGCCACCAAGGAGCCGCCAUCUGGGACAGGUGAACCCCGUCGAGGCGGGUGGCGGGGCCCCACCUCCAGGGCCUUAUAUUCCCCCAGGCACCCCUCUUUUUAUUCAAAGGCACUGACUGUAAUCUGGGGGCUGGCACCCGCCUCCCCCCAGCCUCUGGCUCCCCAAAGGCCCGGUACUGACCGAGCCACAGGCCACGGACGGGGGCCAGGGCUGGGGAGACCGUGUUGCCAGAGGCCAGGGCACCCUCACCCCAACGCCCUCUCGCAUAUGCAAUGCCUAGCGUGGGACCCUGUAAAUAGACGCUCUGUCAAGCCGAGACCCUCCCGCAUCAAAGCCCAAGGUGAGGGGUGCCCCUGCUCCCCCCCCUCCAGCUGCUGGCCCGUCUCCCUGUGCCCCUUUGCUCUGUGACAGACCCCGUCUUGUCUUUUUUUUUUUUUUUUUUUUUUUUUUUUUUAAAGGGAAGCUUUUUAAGAAGGCAACUUUCAUCAUUGUUUCUACAGGAUACUAUUCAUCACCCCUCCCCCCGAGCCCGUCAGCCCCCCAAAUGUCUCAGGACCCCCCCUCCUGAGGGGGGGUGGCAGGGGAGCCCAGGGCCGGGUGGCCUCCCUCACACCCCGGUGUCAUAGAGUAAGCCCUUUUGGAGAACCAUCUGUGGAGGCCAAGCAGAGAGCUCGAGCGCCCAGGCCAGGGACCCCCCCCCCCCACCCCAGCUGAGAGGUUCCCUGAGGGGACAGACCUCUCCCCCCCGCUCAUACACCCCCUCGCAAUAAAACCAACUGAAAAAUCACAGCUGUCGUCCUGGCCAGUGGGGGCGGCUGGACUCGGGGUGGGGGGAUCAAGGCCUCUGGCACUAUGGCGGGGGCAAGGGCUGAAUCCCCGCCGAGCACACUUUUAACAGACUUCCUCGGGAAUUGCACUAAACCCCUGCCCCGCUUCUGAUCGCCCUGCCCACCCACUCCGCCUUAACCCCUGGCCCGCCCGCCCGUCCUAGGGGCCGCAGCGUCCGCAUGGGCCCAGCGCCAGGACCCCGGCCCCUGACCCCGCGCAAUCACAUACUGUACAUAGACGUGGAUCGAUUUUAUUUUUAUUCUUUAAAUUAAGGUCGUGAUCAAGUGUUGCCAAAGAUACUGCUGAGUUCUCGCGUUUCAGGAAACAAACAAACAAAAAAAAAAAUAUUUGAGGGGGAGCGUGCUGACUGGUCAGAAAGGACACAGCAAAACGUUUUUUUGUUUGGUUGUUUGGGGUUUUUUUUUUUUUUUGUGUUUUCUUUUUUUGGGGUGUUUUUUUUUUUUUUUUUUAACUGCCUGGUACAAAAAAAAAAAAAAAAGAAAAGAAAAGAAAAACAAAGCGAAAUUGUUAUUUCCAUCAUCUUGGUGAAGUUUGGGUGGAUGUGUGCGCGCGUGUGUGCGAGAGUGAGGUCCGGGCCAGGGGCUCCGGGCAGGGUUGGGGGGGGAGCUCCGGGGGGGGGGGGGAGGUGUGUGCCGGAGGGCCUCCCCCCACACUCCCCGGAGCGCUCAGCUGGCCUGUGGGACCUAGGAGAGAGAGGCUAACACCCUUGCCACUUCUCCCAGCCUAGCACCCCCCCCACCCUGACCCCACCUUUUGAGAUUAAGAAAAAAAAAAAAAAAAAAGCAAAAAAACACUACAAAACAGAAAAAAAAAACAAAACUUAAAACCCAGUGAAUGUAAAGUUCCGGACCAGGCCCAGCCUGGCACGGGUGUGGGCCUGCGCCUCUCCGGGUUCCAGCAGGCCAUACCAAAGUCGGCCCCCCCCUUGGGUGGCUUGCCCAGGAGACCCCCAUGUGGCCAUCUCGUUGCCAUUUGUACCUGGCUGUCCCUUUGCUUCCUUCCGGGGUUGGGGGGGGCGGUGGCGGGAGCCGGGGGCGGGGGGGGGGGCAGCAUUGGACACGUUGCGCGUGGUGCGGUCGAGGCUGGGCCGGGCGGGGGGAGGGGCCCCCCAGGACCGAGGCAGUCCAGGCAGCCGGGAUUGUAGGAGGCCAGACAGAGUGAAAGGAAAAGCAGGACAAAAAAUUUAAAACAGAAAAAAAAAAAAAAAAAAAAAAAAAAAAAAAGCAAAAAUCCUAUUUUUUGAGAAAGAAAGAUAUUUAUAUUUGCAGUUUUAUUUUAAAAAGUUAUUUAAGCUGAGGAAGCAGCCUUCCUGGAGGGCGGCUGGCGCAGGACGGGUCAGGGCCUGGGGGCUCGGGCGCCCCGGGAGCCAUAACCUCAGAGUUCAGACUAGCUCGCACUAAGGACAUAGAUUUACACAGGGGGUGGGCAGGCAGGGCCAGGAGGUGGAGGGGCUGGGGAGACCCCCGUCCCGAUGCCGGGGCUGCCUGGAGGCCAUGGCCAGGGUUCCUGAGGCCCAGGGUCCCCCCCGCCCCUCCCAGGCCCAGACACAAGGUGCCUUGGACUUUGGGGGGCCGGGCCUGGUGAACGGGGGCGGGAGGGGGGGGGCAGGGGCGGUGCCCGGGGGCACAGAGCACAGAGCAGACAUUCCAUAGACUGUAUUUGAGAGUCUUUAUAAAGUGUGGGAGAUUUAAAAAAAAUCAAUUGAUAAAAAUGCACUUUUGGGGGUGGGGGGGGGAGAAGCUUUAAAAGUAAUAAAAACAAAAACAAAAAGACAAAAGAUGAAAAACCAGACAAAAAAAAAUCAUUUUUCUUGUACAUAAAAAACCACUAAACGCAGCCUGUUACGACCGCUGCUGCCUCAUUUGCCUGA